CACGUGUCGGGGGCGAGGGGGGGGCUCUUGUGUUUACAUCAAUGCGCUUAGGAGCAGCUGGUGCGAACUGUGCGAAGAAAAGAUAUGAAUGUUUCACUUUCAUUUCUUUAGAAAAAGUGGGGAGAAAAACACUCUUGGUUUCGCAGCAGUGAGAGGCAGACUGACGGAGAAGGAGAGCUGCAGGGGGGGCGUUUCUAGGGACCGAAGCGACCCGCUCGCCGUUUUUGCAUUUAAUUGCAACAGUCAUGGAAGAGUUAGCCGUGGAGGUCCGAGGAACAAGUGGAGCCUUUUAUAAGGCAUUUGUGAAGGAUGUGCAUGAUGAUUCUGUCACGGUGACAUUUGAAAAUAAUUGGCAACCAGAGAGACAGAUUCCUUUCCACGAUGUUCGGUUUCCCCCUCCUUCAGGGUUUCAGAAAGAAAUAAAUGAGAGUGAUGAAGUAGAGGUAUGUGCUGUGUAUUCCAGAGCCAAUGACAAAGAGCCCUGCGGAUGGUGGUUGGCCCGCGUCAGGAUGGUAAAGGGGGAGUUUUAUGUCAUAGAAUAUGCAGCCUGUGAUGCUACCUUCAAUGAAAUUGUCACAAUAGAAAGGCUACGACCUGUGAACCCUAAUAAGCCAGCUACAAAAAACACGUUCCUCAAAGUCAGAAUGGAUGUACCGGACGACCUAAGGCAAAUGUGUGCAAAGGAAUCAGCACACAAAGAUUUCAAAAAGGCUGUUGGAGCAUUUAAUGUGACAUACGAUUCAGACAAAAACCAGUUAGUUAUUUUGUCUAUCAACGAAGUAACAGCAAAGAGAGCAACCAUGCUGAGCGAUAUGCACUUCAGAAGUCUGCGCACCAAGUUAUCUCUGAUGUUGAGGAACGAAGAAGCCAGCAGGCAGCUAGAAAGUUCCCGGCAGCUGGCCUCCCGUUUCCAUGAGCAGUUUGUUGUGCGGGAAGACCUGAUGGGCUUGGCCAUUGGCACUCAUGGUGCCAACAUCCAGCAGGCAAGGAAGGUGCCUGGAGUGACUACCAUCGACCUUGAUGAAGAAACCUGCACUUUCCACAUCUACGGAGAGGACCAGGAAGCAGUGAGGAAAGCUCGCAGUUACCUUGAGUUUUCUGAAGAUGUAAUAAAAGUACCAAGGAAUUUAGUAGGUAAAGUUAUUGGAAAAAACGGAAAACUUAUUCAGGAGGUUGUGGAUAAAUCUGGUGUUGUCCGAGUCCGAAUUGAGGCUGAGAAUGACAGAAAGAACCCACAGGACGAGCAAGGUAUGGUGCCAUUCGUGUUUGUUGGAACAAAGGAAAGUAUUUCAAAUGCCCGAGUGCUGCUGGACUAUCACCUCAAUUACUUAAAGGAGGUGGAUCAGCUUCGUCUGGAGAGAUUGCAGAUUGAUGAGCAACUCCGGCAGAUCGGAGGGGGGUCGAGGCCCCAGGCUGGCCGCUCAGAUAAGGACAAGGGCUUUGUCAGCGAUGACGGGCCCGGGGUGGGGCCCUCCCGAGGGGGGAAGCCGUAUGGCAGCAGAGGCCGUGGCAGGCGUGGGCCUGGCUUUGCAUCAGGCACCAACUCUGAAGCAUCCAAUGCGUCGGAGACUGAGUCGGACCAUAGGGACGAGUUGAGCGACUGGUCCCUGGCACCCACAGACGAAGAGAGAGAUGUGUUCACUCGGCGUGGCGAUGGGCGUAAACGGGGUGGGGGCUCCAGGGGUCGAGGGGGUCGAGGCCGUGGAGGGUAUAAAGGAAAUGAGGAGAUACAGUGGAACGAAUCCCGGGCCCGUAACUCUAGAGACCCUAAACCAAGGCAGCAGGAGGAUUCUUUGCAGAUCAGGAUUGACAGCAAUAAUGAGAGGAGCGUUCACACUAAAGCACUUCAGAGUUCCUUUGCUGACAGUGGAACAAGCAACAGCAGCAGCCGGCCAAGACCCGGCAAAGACCGUGGGCCGAAGAAAGAGAAGCAGGACAGUCUGGAUGCCCCGAGAGUGCUGGUGAACGGAGUGUCAUAGACAAGGGUCCCAUCUGUACAAUACCAUUUUCUGUACUGUUUUCAUUAAUCCAGAAGCUUCUUCAUUAGAAAACCAUGGUAGGCCAAAGAGAACUGGGUCAGUAGGACUGUCACAUGACAUGAAAUAAGCACACUUGAAUUGAAAACAUUAGCAUUUACAACUGAUAGAGGAGGGAGCUGAGUGGUUUAAUUUUCUAGGAAUCAAGUUGGAAAAUGAACUGGCUGAGCGCAGGUUGGGGAAGAGAAGGGUAGAUGUGGAGAGAAACUGCAGUUUUCAACCUGAAUUUCUAGAAAACUACCUAUAUAUGAAAUGCAACAUUUUAAACAGAUAACAUAUGUUCUUUAAUACAGGUUUUGAGAUUGUGUUCAGUAACAUCUAAUGCAGUUUUUUAGUUUUCAACCUGUGAUUUCUUAGAACUUAAUGACACUGUUUUGACCACUAACAUGGUUUAUCUGUUUCAUGUCCGUUGUCCACAUUGUUCUUGUGGACCUCUUAACAAUGAGGGGUUACAGUUGUUGCAUCAUUAGCAAAAAAAAAUCCUGUAUGAUCCUGUGCCUUUAAUAUAGUUGGGAUAGUAUCUUAAUUGGAUGUAUUAAUCAGGGAAGAAGAAGUGGACAACACUAAUGUAAUAUAUUUGUAUGUAGAGAUCUUGCUCAUUCAUCAAAAGAGAAUUCCUUGUUUCUGGAAGAAUGCAUGCUUUCAUAACUUUUUUGUUCUUCUGAAAAAAAGACUCCAUCUGUGUAACAAGUAUAAAAAUUUGUUUAGAUGUUUUUGCACUGAAAUCUCAUAGAAUAGUAUUGGGGGAAGAAAGCUGUAUUUUAUUCUUUUUAUUUUUUUUCAAGCAGGGAUAAAACAUUCUUUGAGAAAGGUUAGGUUAAAAAAAUAAUCUGCUUUGCAAUUUUUUAUGGUAUCAAAUAAAUGCAUCAUGAUAAAGUGAAAGGUGUGACCCCUAUUUGAGGUAAGGAUUGUGGUUGUUUAAAUUUUGCCUAAAAUAGUCCCAAAGGCAGUGUUAGAGUAGACAGUUGUUUUUUUAUAAGAGAAAUUCAUCAAGCAAAUACUUGUAUUAUCUUGACUUUUUGUGUAUCCUAGAAAAGCUGUGUAGAGAUUCUUAGUUUUGUCUUAUCAAGGCGUUGUACAACUUUGUUUUGACUUGGAGACUAUAAGAAAUUGGUUAAGCAGAAGCAAUGCUGAAGAAACCUGCGGUAGCCAGGACUACCAAGAUGAAUGGCAUGUCUUAAUUUUAUUUUUUGUCAUCCCAAAAUGUACAUUUAGUACAUAUAAAAAAUAUAUAUGGAUGGUUUUCAAAGUACUUAGACUAAACAAAAUGCUUUGCUCUGUGGGUCCAAACGAAUCCAAUUUUCUUUCCUAAAGUGGUCCUUCCAAAUUAUUGUGUUAACUUGAAUUUAAAAGAUCCCAAAUUAUACACAGGAUUACAAAUUGUUUCAAUGGGAUUUGGAAGUAUAAUGCAUUGAGACAAUACAGUAUUAUCUGAGUGCAAAGCUACAAGUCUUUUGAAUAGAUAAACAAAAGCAUUUUUCCAAUAUUUCCAAAUUAUCUUUCUGUGAUUUCAUUAAGACAUUAGCAUUAUUCCGUAAGUCAUUCAUGGCAUUGUUAGAAUACAUAUCCACUGUAAACACCAUUUUUACAACAGAGGAAAAUAGACUAUUACUUGCAGAAAAAACAUUGUUUUCUCUGAACCAUGUAUUUUCCAUAUAUUAAGGUCAAGCUUCACCUAUAGCUAACUUUGCAUGAGGAACAAAUGAAGGGAUCAGUUAGGUUUAUUACAAGCAUAUUGUGUUAUCAGUGCUUUUGCACUAAGCUUAUUUUUUGAGUAAUAUGCAUUUAUUGCAAGGACUUCAAGUUGUUCUAAACCUGUUGCAUACUCAAUGUAAACUCACCAUAAGUUUCCCUGUGACAUUUAAAAUGAGAAAUUAGAUUGCCUGUACUCUCCUCAUUCCUUUGCAUUCGCUUCAUUUUCAAAUUCUUUGCAUUAGUGAAUCCCUUCGCAGGAUUCCCUGUGAAAAAGGAGUUUUCUUUGAGCAGAUUGCACGAAGAACAGAUAUGUAAGGUUAUGAAUGAAGUUCAACUGUAGUUCAACAAGGAUGCAUUUUAACAGGAAAAAAGCUAAAUGCACAACAGGACAGACUUUAUCCUCAAGAUUCAGCAUAUAGGGAUAUUAGAAUACAAUAUAAAAACAUAAAUGGGGUUCAUUUUUUUUAAUUUCUGGGUUUAAAGUCAGGGUAGGGAAACAUUCACACGUGGCUUUUGUUGAUCCAUUUCUAUCCUUUGUUAAAGUGCAGGUUAAGCCAGAAUGAAACAAUGAGUUUUAUUAUUACACAUAUGAUUAGACUGAAAAAUAAAGCUGGAUUCGAAAUACUUUAGAGUACCUUUCCUAAGUUGUUGAACGGUGCUGCAUUUUGAAGAUUUUAACUGGUUAAACAUAGCUAUCAAUAUUAAAAAGAAAGGUAGUCCUUGGUUUUCUCACUAGGACUGAGACCAGCAUCAAUGGAUGGGUAUUAAAACUAGUCCUGCCUGUGUUUACUCCUGUCUUGUAUUACAGAUGCAUAACAUACACAGAAAGACGUUGCAGCGCAUUGUUAAACUGAGGCAUUAAAUGUCUUCAAAAUGUUGCCAAACAGACUGAUUUCACUUAUUUAUUUUGGGAAUGUAUAUGAGAUUUGAAAGGUUUCUUGCACAUGUCAUUGUAGGCUGUUAUGGUUCAAAACCUUAAAAAAAAUACUGUAGAUAAUUAACCAAGGUAGACUGACCUUGUAUGUAACUGCACUUGGGGCAAUAUUUUUCUCUGUACAUAUUAGCUGAACAGAUUGGGUUUUAUGUUGACAUUGUUUGGUUAUAGUGCAAUAUAUUUUGUAUGCAAGCAGUUUCAAUAAAUAAAGUUUGAUCUUCCUCUGCUAA
Lepisosteus oculatus (spotted gar) is the source of this 4895-nucleotide messenger RNA. It is a transcript of the gene fmr1, whose product is annotated as fragile X messenger ribonucleoprotein 1. Gene Ontology annotation, cellular component: presynapse; postsynaptic density; membrane. Gene Ontology annotation, molecular function: translation regulator activity; protein homodimerization activity; mRNA 3'-UTR binding. The record is from RefSeq and is a predicted model, not a curated record. Gene Ontology annotation, biological process: positive regulation of translation; regulation of mRNA stability; positive regulation of protein phosphorylation. NCBI's taxonomy places the organism in Eukaryota, Metazoa, Chordata, Actinopteri, Semionotiformes, Lepisosteidae.